CACUAUCCUUCGAUCUCUGCGGCUGCAGCUUGUAAGGUCACUGUGUGCCUUACCUCCUCCUCUAACAUCGCCGCCUCCUUCUCUCCAUCUUUUUUCCCUAUUCUCGGUUCUGUGAAUUAUUUUUAUCCAAUCCUCUUUUGCGGUUAAUAUCUGAAAGCCUAUCAAGAUGGUGAAGUUCACAGCAGAAGAGCUUCGAAGGAUUAUGGACUACAAGCACAAUAUCCGUAAUAUGUCUGUUAUUGCACAUGUUGAUCAUGGGAAGUCCACUCUUACUGAUUCUCUUGUGGCUGCUGCUGGUAUCAUUGCUCAAGAAGUUGCUGGAGAUGUUCGAAUGACGGAUACAAGAGCAGAUGAAGCUGAGCGUGGUAUUACAAUCAAGUCCACUGGUAUCUCACUUUAUUAUGAGAUGACUGAUGAAGCUUUAAAGGCCUACAAAGGGGAGCGGCAGGGAAAUGAGUAUCUUAUUAAUCUUAUUGAUUCCCCUGGGCAUGUUGAUUUCUCAUCUGAGGUGACUGCUGCCCUUCGUAUUACUGAUGGUGCAUUGGUGGUGGUUGAUUGUAUCGAGGGUGUGUGUGUCCAAACAGAAACUGUCCUUCGACAGGCUCUGGGAGAAAGGAUUCGGCCUGUCUUAACUGUCAACAAAAUGGACAGGUGUUUCCUUGAGCUCCAGGUUGAGGGGGAGGAGGCUUACCAAACAUUUCAGAAGGUUAUUGAGAAUGCCAACGUUAUCAUGGCGACAUAUGAAGAUCCUCUCCUUGGUGAUGUCCAGGUUUACCCAGAGAAAGGUACCGUUGCUUUCUCUGCUGGUUUACAUGGCUGGGCUUUCACUCUUAGUAACUUCGCCAAAAUGUAUGCCUCCAAGUUUGGUGUUGAUGAGUCUAAGAUGAUGGAAAGACUGUGGGGUGAGAAUUUCUUUGACCCUGCUACCAAGAAGUGGACCAGCAAGAACACUGGCUCACCUACAUGCAAGCGUGGUUUUGUUCAGUUCUGUUAUGAGCCCAUCAAGCAGAUCAUCAGCACUUGCAUGAAUGAUCAGAAGGACAAGCUGUGGCCAAUGUUGUCAAAGCUUGGAGUAACGAUGAAGUCUGAUGAAAAAGAGUUGAUGGGAAAGGCACUCAUGAAGCGUGUCAUGCAGACAUGGCUUCCAGCAAGUAGUGCUCUACUUGAAAUGAUGGUCUACCAUCUUCCAUCUCCUGCCAAGGCUCAGAAGUACCGUGUUGAAAACUUGUACGAGGGUCCGCUUGAUGAUCAAUAUGCUAAUGCCGUCAGGAACUGUGAUCCCGAGGGACCUCUUAUGGUCUAUGUAUCCAAGAUGAUUCCAGCAUCUGACAAAGGUAGAUUCUUUGCUUUUGGCCGUGUGUUUUCUGGAAAAAUUGCUACUGGCAUGAAGGUUAGAAUCAUGGGUCCCAACUAUGUUCCUGGAGAGAAAAAGGACUUGUAUGUUAAGAAUGUCCAAAGAACAGUUAUUUGGAUGGGUAAGAAGCAGGAAACAGUUGAGGAUGUGCCAUGUGGUAACACAGUUGCUAUGGUUGGUUUGGAUCAAUUCAUCACCAAGAAUGCAACCUUGACCAAUGAAAAGGAAGUUGAUGCUCAUCCAAUUAGAGCAAUGAAGUUCUCUGUCUCCCCUGUCGUGCGUGUUGCUGUGCAGUGCAAGGUUGCAUCUGACCUCCCCAAGCUUGUUGAAGGUUUGAAACGUCUGGCGAAGUCUGACCCUAUGGUUGUCUGUACGAUUGAGGAAUCUGGAGAGCACAUCAUUGCUGGUGCUGGAGAACUGCACCUUGAAAUUUGCUUAAAGGAUUUGCAAGAUGAUUUUAUGGGCGGUGCUGAGAUUAUUAAGUCUGAUCCAGUGGUGUCUUUCCGUGAGACAGUUCUCGAGAAGUCUUGUCGCACUGUGAUGAGCAAAUCUCCUAACAAGCACAACCGUCUCUAUAUGGAAGCUAGGCCCCUGGAAGAGGGGCUUGCAGAGGCCAUUGAUGAUGGUCGUAUUGGUCCAAGGGAUGAUCCAAAGAAUCGUUCUAAGAUCUUGUCAGAGGAGUUUGGAUGGGACAAGGAUCUUGCAAAGAAAAUCUGGUGUUUUGGUCCUGAGACUACUGGACCCAACAUGGUGGUUGAUAUGUGCAAGGGAGUUCAGUACCUGAAUGAAAUUAAGGAUUCUGUUGUUGCUGGUUUCCAGUGGGCUUCAAAAGAAGGUGCAUUGGCUGAAGAAAACAUGAGAGGUAUCUGCUUUGAGGUUUGUGACGUCGUCCUGCAUGCUGAUGCCAUCCACAGAGGCGGUGGCCAGGUUAUUCCUACUGCUAGGAGGGUUAUCUAUGCUUCCCAACUUACUGCUAAGCCCCGACUUUUGGAACCCGUGUACCUUGUGGAGAUCCAAGCACCCGAACAAGCUCUCGGUGGCAUCUACAGUGUUCUGAACCAGAAGCGUGGACACGUCUUUGAGGAGAUGCAGAGGCCAGGCACACCCCUUUACAAUAUCAAGGCCUAUCUUCCUGUCGUCGAGUCAUUUGGUUUCUCAGGUACAUUGAGAGCUUCUACAUCAGGACAGGCAUUCCCCCAGUGUGUCUUUGAUCACUGGGAUAUGAUGUCCUCGGAUCCAUUAGAAUCUGGAUCGCAAGCUGCUCAGCUUGUUACUGAGAUCAGAAAGAGGAAGGGUUUGAAAGAUCAGAUCACACCACUUUCAGAGUUCGAGGACAAGCUGUAAACCUGCUGAAAUCAGCUACUAUAUCAUUGAUAAGCGCAUGAAAGCUGGGCGGAGUAUAAUUUUGUCUUUCAUCGUUUUUGAACUUUUUUUUAACAUUUUAGGUGUUGAGUGAGUUGUAGCCCUUUUUCUUGCCGUGGAGUCACACUCUAAUUAGAUGUGUCAUGGGAAGACGCAAAUGUCGUGUUGUUCUAUGUUUUGAUUUCAGUUUCCAUGAGAACUACAAGAUUGGUUGGAACUUCAAUUUAUUUCCUGUCUUCCCCUUAUUUUA
Coffea eugenioides is the source of this 2966-nucleotide messenger RNA. Its product is annotated as elongation factor 2. Gene Ontology annotation, biological process: translational elongation. The coding region runs from base 167 to 2698 and encodes 843 amino acids. Gene Ontology annotation, molecular function: ribosome binding; translation elongation factor activity; GTPase activity. NCBI's taxonomy places the organism in Eukaryota, Viridiplantae, Streptophyta, Magnoliopsida, Gentianales, Rubiaceae. The transcript is spliced from 4 exons. Gene Ontology annotation, cellular component: cytosol; ribonucleoprotein complex. The record is from RefSeq and is a predicted model, not a curated record.